Molecule: messenger RNA, 4873 nt
Organism: Macrobrachium nipponense
Lineage: Eukaryota; Metazoa; Arthropoda; Malacostraca; Decapoda; Palaemonidae
Exons: 19
Coding region: 1385-4132 (915 amino acids)
Biological process (GO): adenylate cyclase-activating G protein-coupled receptor signaling pathway; cell surface receptor signaling pathway
Cellular component (GO): plasma membrane
Molecular function (GO): G protein-coupled receptor activity
Source: RefSeq, a predicted model, not a curated record
GCCACUUUAUUGUCCUAUAUAUAGGUAGUAGGCUGGUCCUGGCACCAGCCGCCUGUUGAGAUACUACCGUUGGGGACAAACAUGUCGUGUUGAAGAGUCCGUGAAGGGACAAAACCAGUCUUCCCGUUUCGGAUUCUGUUCCCAAUUACAGUGUUCUUCUUCUUCUGCCAGCACAGACACUUGGGAGGCCUUGACUGGUUGGGCCUCCCCACCUUCUUCCACGCAGACACCCCCACCCCCUGAUACAGAUGCUCUCUCUCUCUCUCUCUCUCUCUCUCUCUCUCUCUCUCUCUCUCUCUACCUAUCUUUCUAUCUAUCCAUUUACCUCUCCAUACGUCUAGUUUUAUAGCUGCUUCUCUCCAUGUCUCUUUCUCUGAAUUUGUUUCUUUGUUUUUAAGAAAGUCUUUCACUCUCUCUCCUAGCAGUCAUCUAAUUCUCUCUCUCUCUCUCUCUCUCUCUCUCUCUCUCUCUCUCUCUCAACAUCAAGCCCAGACUGCAGAGUGAACGCCUGUUAUAGGUAAGAGACAACACCUAAAACUGUUCUUAUGCUUCAUCUUUUAAAUGGCUAAAUAAAAAUGGCGAUUAUCAAAAAUAUUAAUCAAUAUUCCAUGUUCCCCUUUCUGCCGGUUUCUUUCCAUGUUCCAGGACAGUCUUCAAGGAUCCCUCGAGGGAAGGAAAGCAUGAAGAACAGUAGGACUCCAUGGACGAAGAGAUCCUCCGGAUGGCUCCUUUAUUUUUGUGUUUAGUUAUGAGAAAUGUAAACAUUGUUCCUUCGGGAAUAAUGGACGAUGCGAUACGUUUCUAUCGAGUGUUUUGUCUGAGGUGGUACGAAUUAACAUAAAUAAAUUGGUUAAUUAAGAAGUAAAUAAGCAAGUUGAUGAAUAAAUAAAUAAAUAUGCGGGUAAAUAAAAAUACCUCUAGAGGAAUUAUGAGACUAAAACUCACAUAAAUCAUUUGAUGAUAAAAUCCAGACUCGUCGCCAACUGGUAUAACUUCAAGAAGAUGAUGACUCGAUCACCCGGACAAACCACUUGAGAAAAAUCAUUAUUUUAUUUUCUUUUUCUUAAUUUGAGAUGUAAAGUAUAAACGUUAACGAGUGAUUAAUGACUGAAUGAACGAUUUUUUUGUCCUGAUUGAGUGCGAAUGGCGUAGAAUGGAACAGAAAACAACCAAUGAUCAGACCGCAAAGUUGACUUCAUUUGUUCUGUUGCAUGUCGUCUGCUAACUUUCUUCUUCUCUCCCGAUACUAACGAUAAAUCUCAGAUCCCAAAGCGCCCGUGCCGCCCACGACCCCGCCCCCGCCUCCGAGUUCCCCGAACGCCAAUGUGUUGGACCAGGCCUACGAAAUCACGACGACGACCACAUCCCCUCCCUCCAGGAAUUCAUGACGAACGCCGAUCCCAACGCCCCUGAUUUCAUGCUCACUGACGGGCCCUUUGGCUUCGGCUAUGCCGUCACCCUCAAGAGUGACAAGGGCCAGUGCCUGAAGAGAAGUCCUUUCGCCACAAGCGACGACUGCACCCAGGACCCAAGCACGUGCAAAGCAGGCUUCAGCAUCAGCAUCUGGGAGAGGGUCAACAUCAGCUUCGACGUCUUCUACACCGUGUACAAGUACCACCAGGACACAAAGCGAUACAUCCUCUCGACAGGCGGCGAUGAAUUUGGCCACCCUGGAGUGGCCAUCUACCACCAGGGAUUAGCACUGGUGGCCCUGGUAUCUACCGGAGACAAAUAUUGGAAGCUGGAAGUACUGGGGCCCUUCAGAAACAAUGAGUGGAAUAAUAUCGGUAUCCGCUGGCAGAACUCUGAAACCACUACAGGAGGGCUGGAGCUCUACAUUGACGCAAUCAAAGUGGGCCAAGAACACUACAGCAAGCCCAGUGCUCCUGCUAAGGGCAUCCUGAAUCCUACAGAGAUGCUUAUAGGAUGCCACAAGGACGCCGACAACCCCAUGUACCGUGGUUUCAACGAUGCCGAUUUCGACGAGUACGCCUACUGGAACCGGAGGCUUCCUGACGACCAGACUAUCUUCUUCAUGGGUGGCUACGAGGGCAACAUAGAGAACCUCGCACCAGAGGAAUUCGCCCAUAUGCUGUCCAAAACGAACAUGAAGGACCCAGUACAAGCUCAGAUCGCCAUGACUAUGUUCAACACCAUGGCUGACUCACUCACAGAGGAUGAAGGCCCACAGGAACCUGCGAACGCAACUCUUCCUGGAGACGCCAAUGGAACAGUCCCUUUGGACUCUUUUUCCCUGAAACUCAGGGGCAUGGCGGAUGCCCUGAAGAAGCUGGCCAAUCCAGAUCUCAUCAAGAGUGACCUGAAUUUGAGAGAGCUGGGUAUCUACAUGGACAUCAUCAAAGCCGCCAGCAAAAUCCUUAACGAGUCCAACGCCGAGAGGUGGCACAAGAUCGAGGACGACGGGCACCGAGGGGCCCCUGGAGUCAAGGAGGACGUCGAGAGGUACAUAGACGCCCUCGGGAAGAGACUCAAGAUGGACCCAAACAACCCAGAGCCUCAGAGUUUCGUCAAGUUUACGGACAACAUACUCGUGAAAAUGGAGAAGAUGUCACUCAGCGAUUACCAGAUGAGAGGGAAUGCCUACGUCAGUCCCAAGUACAGUGAGAGUGCUGAGAUGAGGGACUUCUGGCUCGACUGGGAUACUCCCCUUGAGAAGGUCACUGUUCCCACGGCCCUCGUCGGAGGUAUUUCCGAGUGCGACAGAUACCUCGUCAGCGUGUCCACUGUUGUGUACGAUUCGAUGGACGAGGUCGGGCCAUCUCGCGUCAGUCCGACGACCCUGAACAACAAAGUGGUAAACAAACUCGACUCGCGCGUCAUCAGGACCAACUUGAAUGUCUAUCCGCCAUCGAACUCAGCCACGACCCCCAACGGGGUCAGCUGCUACCCAAACCAACAGAAGCUGAAUGCCAACCCGGUCCAGUUCACCGGAGGUCACAAGGAACUCAGCUUCACCAUCAGGCACCCGACCUUCCACCAGGACGAGCUGAACACCGACAUAUACGAGAGACACUGUGUCUGGUGGAACUCAAAGAUUGGGGAGAAGGGAGCCUGGGAUGGCAGCGGCUGCCUCCUGCUGCAGACGACGCAGUUUUACACCAAGUGCUCCUGCAAGACGUUCGGCUCCUUCGCCAUCAUGGCUGAACUCACGGAGGAAAAGAUUCCACCAUACGAGCCAGGCUGGUUAAAAGGCAUCAAGAUCUUCCUGUACAUCAUCUCGGAUAUCCUCCUCCUGUUCUACAUUCUCGUCGUUGUGUUCUCCGGUGACCUCAAAGACCAGUUCCAUCUCUCUGGUCUACUCCUCUCUGGGUGUCUCAUAGGAGGCUCUAUCGGAAUGCUCCUCAGCGACGCGGAAUCCAUCCAACAUGGCCGACACAACUGCACGGCAAUCGGAACCCUGAUCCAGGGUUUCUAUGUGCUGUCAGCUCUGUGGGUCACCAUGCUGGGCCACGCCGGCUUCAAAGCUACCACUAGGGGCAUAAUAGCAGGACGACUGCAGUCCUACGCCGCGGUAUCCUUCGGGGUGACCAUGGUCCUCAUAGGAAUCAGCAUCACCUUCUUCAUCCACGACCUUGGAACGGACCCGAGGUGUUUCGUGGCGUGGUUCGACGGCGACAAGCUCAUCCUCUUCUUCUUCCCCGUGGCCGUGUGCCUGGGGGUGUCCCUCUUCUUCGGCUGCGUCGUGCUCUUCAACGUCAACCAUUCGAAAAAGCUAAAUAAGGUCAUCCAGACUGACUACAGCUCGUUUAUCUCUGGAAGCACCGCCAUCAUAAUCUACUUCGCCAUCACCUGGAUAAUAGCGGCGAUUUCCUACAUCAAAAUAGGAGAUGGAUACAGCGGAAUGUAUCCAGUCUUCCAGAUACUGAAUAGCCUCAUGGGCGUAGUCGUCUUCAUCAGCAUAGGAAUCAUGUCGGUGAAGUUCCGUAGGGUCCUCACGAGGACGCAUCAGAGAAGGGGUGAGAUCCUUCAGAAAAUGAAGGAGAAAGCUAAAAACGCCAAGGAAGGGAAGAGUCCCAAAAACGCCAAGGACAAAGCCAUCCCUCCCCCACCCCCUCCUCCACCUCCCAGUAAAACUCAACCAAAGCCCCCUUCACCUCCCCUCCCCCUCUAAAAAUCAACCAAAGCCCCCUUCACCUCCCCCUUCCCCCUCCCUUUUUCCUCCUCCACCAAAUCUGAUCGACGCUGACUGAACCCGCUUCUUAAACUAAAACAGACGCACCAGCAUUGUUUGGUCAAGUGGUCCUUUUGCAAAGCCUUUAGUUCAGAAAGGAUCAGGUCGCUUUUAUUUUUGCACUUUAGGACCUAUAAUAAUCUCCUAAUUGUUCAUUUUAUUUUUUAAGUAAUAUCUCAAAUAAGUCUAACAGCGAACUGCAAUUAAAUCGUGAUAUUGAAAUGUAUCUGCUGCACAGUUUAGUGCAAAGUCUUACGCGUGUUUCCUUUUCACCUCUACAUACGCUUUCUACAUGUGAAAGCAGCUUUCCACAAACGAAAGCAACAUUAAUAUUCCUGGCGUUUGUUUUUCUUCAGUUUCCUCGACGCUGCACAUUUCAGAUUCGCGUGACGCAUUCGAUCCAGAAAUCUGUGAUUAGGACUUGCGUAUGUACGGCUCUCAGAAAUAUAUCAAGCCUAACACACACUGUUUAAAAGAUCUCUCAACACCCAGUUCACUAUUUUGAAAUCAAACCAAAAGGAUCGAUUGGUUGAUUUAUGGUUGCUAAAACUGGCGUCACAAGCAUUUACUACAGAGUCCGAGCUAUUUAUGAAUAUCUGUUUUUUUGAAAUUGUUUUUCCAAAGCAAAUUAGGCCAGCUUUUUCCGGCACAGGCAUUCUGUAUUAAAAUUUGCAAAGCAUU